Messenger RNA from Thunnus maccoyii (southern bluefin tuna), 2001 nucleotides. It is a transcript of the gene pklr, whose product is annotated as pyruvate kinase L/R. The record is from RefSeq and is a predicted model, not a curated record. The coding region runs from base 12 to 1715 and encodes 567 amino acids. Gene Ontology annotation, biological process: glycolytic process. Gene Ontology annotation, molecular function: magnesium ion binding; potassium ion binding; pyruvate kinase activity. The transcript is spliced from 12 exons. Lineage: Eukaryota; Metazoa; Chordata; Actinopteri; Scombriformes; Scombridae. Gene Ontology annotation, cellular component: cytoplasm.
UUGUCCACAAGAUGGCGCUGAAACUCGCACCGAACCAUUCAUUUACAUUUGUCGCGCUUGUCACUCCUCACCAUUCAGUCUCAGACUGCUUCAAGCAUCCAACAGCUCGCAUCAGGCGAUACUCAGAGGCGAUGACACUGCCAGACUCUUUCAUCCAGCGCCAGCAGCUGGAUGCCAGCAUGGCCGACACCUUCCUGGAGCAUCUCUGUCUGCUGGACAUCGACCAGGAGCCAAUCACAGCACGCAACACCAGCAUAAUCUGCACCAUCGGUCCUGCAUCCCGAUCCAUCCCCAAACUCCAGGAAAUGGUCAAAGGAGGGAUGAACAUUGCUCGUUUGAAUUUUUCUCAUGGUUCACAUGAGUACCACGGUGAAACCAUCAAGAACAUCCGGGAGGCAGUGGAGACGAUAACCUCUGACCCCUUGUACUAUCGACCGGUUGCCAUCGCCUUGGAUACGAAGGGUCCGGAGAUCCGCACUGGAUUAGUGAAAGGAAAAGUAGAGGAGGAGGUGGAGUUGGAAAAGGGCAGCCAUGUCCGUGUGGUAACAGCAGAGAGUGACAAAGACAAGACAGACGGAAAAGUUGUCUGGGUGGACUAUCCUCACCUGCCCAAAGUCCUGAAGAAGGGAGCCAAGAUCUACAUCGAUGAUGGCCUCAUUGGACUCAAAGUGCUAGAAAUAGGCUCUGACUGGGUGGAUACGGUGGUGGAGGCCGGGGGCGUAUUGUGCAGUCGCAAAGGUGUCAACCUGCCCGGCUGCGACCUGAUUGGCCUGCAGGCGGUCAGCGAGAGAGAUGAGGCUGACCUGAGGUUUGGGGUGGCCCAAGGCAUAGACAUAGUGUUUGCCAGCUUCAUUCGCUCGGCCCAGGACGUCAAGGAUGUACGACGAGCUCUGGGGGCGCAUGGGCGAGAUAUCAAAGUGAUCAGCAAAGUGGAAAGCCGGCAAGGGGUUCAGAAUUUUGAGGAGAUCCUGGCUGAGAGCGAUGGCGUGAUGGUUGCCAGGGGCGACCUGGGGAUUGAGAUCCCUGCGGAGAAAGUCUUCAUCGCCCAGAAGAUGAUGAUUGGACGCUGCAACUCUGCCGGCAAGCCUGUCAUCUGUGCCACGCAGAUGCUGGAGAGCAUGGUGGCCCACCCACGGCCAACCAGAGCGGAGAGCAGUGACGUCGCCAACGCUGUGCUGGAUGGAGCCGACUGUGUAAUGUUAUCCGGGGAGACCGCCAAGGGACUGUUUCCUUUAGAGGCAGUCGCAAUGAUGCACUCGAUCUGCAGGGAGGCAGAGGCGGCUAUUUUCCACCAGCAAUUGUUUGAGGAGUUGCGUCGCCUCACUCCUCUAUCCUCUGACCCCACAGAGGUCACUGCUAUCGGAGCUGUAGAGUCCUCCUUCAAAUGCUGUGCUGGGGCCAUCAUAGUCCUCACUACCAGUGGCAGGUCAGCACAUCUCCUGUCCAGGUACCGACCUCGCUGUCCCAUCAUCGCAGUCACCAGAACUCCUCAGGUGGCCCGACAGUCCCAGCUGUUACGAGGAGUGUUUCCUGUCCUCUUCCACCCUCUGCCUGCUCCCGUCUGGGCCGAUGAUGUCGACAACAGGGUCAACUUCGGCAUGGACAUAGGGAAAGCAAGAGGAUUCUUCAAGACGGGCGACAUGGUGAUUGUGGUGACAGGAUGGAUCCCUGGGUGUGGUCACACUAACAUCAUGAGGGCAGUCAAUGUCCCGUAACAACCUGAUACUACUGGACUCUAAAUCUGUCUGACCCACCAGUGUUAGAGCCUCUGAUUCUUCAAACAACUUCACACCCAACGUUGCUGCUAAUCAGUGAAAUAUCUGAAAUAAUAUCUGAAUGUCAUGAAAACCUGAGAACGAGCCCUUUAAAUAAGCAAGUUUCUAACAGUAAUAGUAAGGAAAUACUUGCCACUAAAACUGUUCUCAUGGAUUUUGAAUUUGUAUUUGACAUGUUUUGAAAGCAAUGACUCCUUCCCAAUAAAACUUGAACCACUGACUUUAA